UUACGAAUCGGACUGAUACCAUAUAGGAUACAUGUUGCGCUCCAUCUUUCACGGUAACCAACGUCGUUGCAAGUAAGGGAAUAUUCUAGAACUUAAUUGCCUCGAACUCGAAGCAAUGCCUAACACUCCAUUUCAAAGUUGUUUCCGUUGUUAGCAUAAAAUCGGUGUACCUUUGUUUCUAUAUAAAAAACACACAAAACAACACUUCACUUCAAUCUCUGUUGCGCACACGGCAACUGCAACUUGGAAGGUUCCCUUUCUUUCUUGAUUUCUACUUAUAAUAAAUGAAUAAAUGAAUAAAUCAUGUUCUUUAUUUACGUUGUUAUUACGGGAAAUUAGGAAGCACAAUUGAUUGAUACCUAUUGGAAUAUUUGAUACAUUUUCUUUACUAUUUUUUCUCCCAGGAGAAGAAAGAAUCUUAUAUUAAUUCAUAUUCCGUGAUCGUUUUGUAUUGAAUUAGAAACUAGUGAUGGUGGAUAAGCGGCACAAAGUUCCUGCCUUCCGUGAUUUCCCGAAAGGGUGUGGCUCAAACCCUUCAAGAACCGCACAUGGUGAUGCUGCAAAGGUUGUCCCUGGGAACCACUAUAAGCGGGUUCCAGCUUUUAGGGACUUUCCUCCAUUGUGUGGACCAAAUGCUUCUUCACAUCUUAGUGAAGGUGAGGGUGAAACAGCAAUUGAUGCAGAAGAGGAGGUGGAAAAGAAUGUUCAUUGUGAUGGUGGAAAGGUACUGGAUCUAGUUCAAGGUGAUUCUGGUGGGAAUGGUGUAGAAAAAGAGAAGGAGCUUGAUGUAAUUCGAACAUGUGUUACGGUUCCUAAGGAUGGCAACCGGGAUAAGGUUCAAAUGAAUUCUUAUAAUUUGAGGGUUUCAUCUCGCAGGGUGGUGCUAGCACUGAUGGCUGAAUCUGAAUGUCCAUGGAGGAAUGCUGCAAGAAAAAAGGGAAAGAAGCCUUUAAAGAAGAAAAAGGGGAAUGACAAUUCUGAAAACAUUGAUGAAUUUCAAGUUGUCAACAAAUCACAUGGUUCCAAGGCAGUUUAUAGAAAGCUUGUACACGAAGAAGAAGCGAAGCUAGAAGGUAAGGCAAGUAGCUUUAGGAGUGUUGAUUUACGAGCAGCUGAGAUCCUUAUGGGCAAAGGGAAAUAUCUUAACACCAACAGGAUAUUGGGAUCUGUCCCUGGGGUUGAAGUUGGCGACGAAUUUCAGUAUAGGGUAGAGCUUGCCAUGGUUGGUCUUCAUCAGCGGAUUCAAAGCGACAUAGAUUAUGUUAUGCAUAAUGGGAAGACCCUCGCCAUGAGUGUUAUCACAUUGGGAGGCUAUGAGGACGAGUUAGAUGAUUCAAAUGUCUUGAUAUACACAAGUUUGGUUGGAAAUAAUACUGAUAAAGAAGUCGAAGAUCAGAAGCUUGAGCAGUGCAACCGUGCUUUAAGGAACAGCAUUGACGAAAAGAAUCCUGUUAGGGUGAUAAGGGCCACUGAAUCAAUGCACGGAAAGGGUAAGAAAUAUGUCUAUGAUGGACAAUAUGUGGUUGAGAAUUGUUGGCAGGAUGAUGGGCCGCACGGUUCGCCGGUUCUUAGAUAUCGGCUGCAAAGGAUCCCAGAUCAACCGGAGCCUUCUUGGAAAGAAGUAAAGAAAUCUGAAAAUUUGAGAGAUAGAGAAGGUCUAUUUGUUCAUGACAUUUCAAAUGGGAAAGAGCUCAUUCCAAUUCAUGCUCUCAACACCAUAGAUGACCAAAAUGUUCCAUCAUUUGUGUAUGUUACAAGAAUGAUAUAUCCAAAUUGGUGCAAUCCUAUUCCUCGGAAAGGCUGUAAUUGUGUUGGAACAUGUUCAGAAUCAGAAAAAUGUCCUUGUGCUGCGAAAAAUGGUGGUGAUAUCCCAUUCAACCAUGAUGGGGCCAUUGUAGAAGCAAAGCCUCUAAUCUACGAGUGUGGACUUUCUUGCAAGUGCCCUUCAACAUGCCACAAUAGAGUUAGCCAACAUGGCGUGAAGUUCCAACUCGAAGUCUUCAAAACCGAUUCAAGAGGUUGGGGUGUGAGAUCAUUGAAUUCAAUCCCUUCAGGGAGUUUUAUCUGCGAGUAUCUGGGGGAGCUUCUUGGAGAGGAUGAAGCUGAAGAAAGAGUUGACAAUGAUGAGUAUCUUUUCGAUAUCGGCAAUAAUAACCAAAAGAGCCAUGCCCUUUGGGAUGAACUCUCAGUGGUUAUGCCUGAUGCACACUCAAAUUCUUCUUGUGAAGUUGUGGAGGAUGGUGGAUUCACCAUUGAUGCUUUACACUAUGGUAAUGUUGGAAGAUUCAUCAACCAUAGUUGCUCACCUAAUCUGUAUGCACAGAGUGUGCUUUAUGAUCAUGAUGAUAAGAGGAUUCCCCACAUAAUGCUGUUUGCGACUGAAAAUAUUCCACCAUUGCAAGAGUUGACUUAUGAUUACAAUUACAAGAUAGAUGAGGUUUUUGACUCUCAUGGGAACAUCAAGAGGAAGAAUUGCUAUUGUGGUUCCAUGGAAUGCACUGGUAGGAUGUAUUGAUUUUAAGGCCUAGUUAGGAUAAUCAAUGAAGUAUAGACUAGAGAAGUGACCGUAGCUUUCUUAUUGAAAUUUUAUUACAGUUGAAAAGUUGAUUUUGAGUGAUCUUUUUUUCUUUUAUGUACAUAUCUGAUUGAACAAAUAGCUUAGACAAUAUGGCUGAUGCAGCAAUUUUUGUGAUUUUACCAUUUGUUGUCAUCAGAUGUCAUGAAUCCACAAUUUACAAAUUUUCAUUUUUCAGAAAUUACAAUCUAUUUGUAGUUUGUAAGACUUGGUCACUAUUUCAAAGAUUGCAAAAUAGCAUUUCUGUUGAACAAAUUUACCCU
This is a messenger RNA of Arachis ipaensis, 2838 nucleotides long. Lineage: Eukaryota; Viridiplantae; Streptophyta; Magnoliopsida; Fabales; Fabaceae. The record is from RefSeq and is a predicted model, not a curated record.